This is a messenger RNA of Patiria miniata (bat star), 4632 nucleotides long. RefSeq names its product growth hormone secretagogue receptor type 1-like. Gene Ontology annotation, cellular component: plasma membrane. Lineage: Eukaryota; Metazoa; Echinodermata; Asteroidea; Valvatida; Asterinidae. The coding region runs from base 2048 to 3232 and encodes 394 amino acids. Gene Ontology annotation, molecular function: G protein-coupled receptor activity. The transcript has a single exon. The record is from RefSeq and is a predicted model, not a curated record. Gene Ontology annotation, biological process: G protein-coupled receptor signaling pathway.
CCCCGCGACGGACCUGAUUAAAAUAUACGUACAUGUUUUAAAGUGCAUGUAUUAAGACUUCGAUUUCAUUGUCUAAACACAUUAUAGAAUAGUUACAAUGUAGUUUGCGUGUACACGUCACGUGACCUCUCUUUGUGAAGAAGUUUGGUUCUGAUGAGAACCAGGGGUGAGAUGUGAUCUAAACGGUUCGACUUGUGUACCCGAGUCUUCAGAAUAUUUCUCAAGCACAGUGCACACUUAAUCAGAAAAUGUUCACAAGCCAACAUGUCCAAGGAUGUAUAUGCAGAUAAUUCUUGCUUGUCACAACAAUUUGUUAAUAAUAAGCAGUACAGUUGCUCAGCAGCUCAAGUGUCCAAAAAAAUGCUGGUCUUAAGUUCCCCCGCAAACAGUUAUUACUUGAGAAAGUUUUUUUUAAGGUGUGCGAGUAAGAUAAUUCAAAGUAGAACAAACAGGAACUUAGCUUCAAAACAAACGCACACAAAAUCCUAGUCAAAAGCCGAGCCAUCUUCGCUUUUGUAAAGCAAUUAGGCAUUGCAAUAAUAAUAGUAAAAAACCUGAACAAUAUGGUAUGUUAGAAAUCGUCAUUUACACGAACAGGUCUAGUAAUGAGUUACUACAAGUUAACAAUGUUUAUCUUGCUUGAAGAAGUGUCAUCAGACAUAUAUGUUCAAUAUUGCCGCACAUUUUUGACGAAAAUAAAUACUGAGAUUAAGGCGGAAGGAAGAUCAUUUUGACGUGUUUAAAUUGCAUUGUCUUCAUUAAUUCCCCGAAGGCGGUGUUCGGGCCAGGCAGUCGAAAUCAAAAGCCGAGAGAGAUAAUUACAUUCGAGACAACCGGAGAUUAGUGACUUCCUCUCGUAUACCGGGGCAAAGACAAAGUCCACGGCGGGCGACUCCGGUACGGCGCGCUCGGUGACUUUCCCCUGCGAUCUGGCGACACGCAUCGCGGCGAGCGUGGCGAGAGGUUGUGCUUUGGCUUUUGUCGUGUACAAUGUAUACAUGUAAGUGAAAUUGUACCUUGAGUGGACGACCGAGUUAAGGAUGAUCGGACGCCCGCAGAUUUUUUUUAAAGUCUCCUACAGCAUGAUUCAACGAUCACGAUUAUAGUGCCAUAGACGUUCUCUGAAGAAAAAAAAGAUAUCUGGAGAAGUGAGGCAUUGAUUGGACUACAUGUAAUUGUGUCACCGUUUUCGCCCACGGAGAUGAAAAACAGGACAUAUAAAAAGAUUUGUUGACAUCUUCGGAUUUCAUUCGUUGAUCCAUGAACUUUGGCGAUCGUGCAGACCUUUUUCAUAUUUCACGCCGUUAAUUUGGCUCAUCACCGACUAUUUAUCGUUCUCUCUUACACGAAAGAGUUGAUUUGUACAAAUGUAGUACGAUACGACGAUACUCCGCUUGAUCACACCACGUCACUUUGCUUGAAAUCAGGAGUAAGCCAGCAGUUUCUCCCGAAGUUAUCUGCUUCACAUAUAUUAAACUUGACACCAAAUGUGAUUAGAGAUCCAGACGACAACGGCUCGAUUAGUGCUGACGAACAAGCGUGCGUGAAGUUGAUUAAACGUAUCGCAUUCACAGAUACCGAAUUCAUCAUGACUGCAUGUCCCAUUCUCUCGCACUUGAUUCUCCCAUGAGUUGACUCUAUGUACAAACACUGCGUGAGGCAUUAAACUGGCAGUGAGUGAUAAAUACGCGGUGAUUUAUUCAGCUGUCCGCUGACCGAAAAAAGAGUAUUUUUCUUGUGUAACUGCGACGAAGCCCGCAUCCACUGCCUGUCUGCGAGAGUUCAUUUGUAACGCCACACGCCAUUAGUCAGAGAUAAUCGAUGUACAAGUCAACACCCGUUGAUAUGUUAACAGUAUUUUCCUCGGAAUGAUCCUACUUUCAUUUUCCGUUUACCGUGUUGCGAUGUACUUUGCAUAUGUCUGCGGAAAAUUCAACAGUAAAUUCAGCUUAAUGCUUUUGGUACCAUAUUUCGUCACCCACGCAGAAAUUUGUUUGACUAUUUCUCUGUGUAUGGCGUCAGACUUCGACUAUCUGCCAGUGCCGUAAUGUUUGAGCUGGACCUAGACCCGCUAGAAAUGGAAGCCAUGAAUUCCGGGGAGUCAUCGAUGUACUGUCAGAACCUGACGGUCCUGAACAAGACCAACGAGAUGGCGGCUAGAAUGCUGCUGUAUGACGCGACAUCUUCUGGACUCAUUACAAUCGCCCUGCCCAUCAUUGGCACCAUCGGCUGCCUGAUCAACGCUUCGUUCCUCUUCGUCGUGUUUCGCAUCCGUCGCAUGCGGACCAUCACCAAUGCCUACCUGUGCAACCUAGCCGCGUCUGAUAUACUGUUCCUUCUGACUGCCACCGCCGCCGGCUCGCUCCAGUACCACUCCUCCCCGGUCAACUUCGACAAGUACCAGACUGGUAUUGCCGGCUGCGUCCUCUUCAACUUCCUCAUCUACACAUUCUUCUUCGCCUCCAUCGCGUUGGUCACGCUGGUCUCCUUAGAGCGGUACUACGCCAUCUGCAGCCCCUUGAAGCAGUGGCUGAUCAGCGGUAAGGCGCGCACGGCUAAGCUUCUACUCGUCACCUGGAUGAUCUCGGCCAGCAUGGCGGCUCUCAACGUGCCGGCCUUCAUCGUUCUGAAGCCCCUCUGCGUGGACUGGCCUGACACGGAAGACUUCCAGGACUUCCCGGACAUCGUGGGCGAUUGCAAGCCCGUCACGCCUUGGUUCACCCAGGUCUCCUGCGUCUCCCGCAUGAUUCCCUUCUUCGUGGCCAUGAUAGGCAACAUCUACAUGUACUCUCGCAUCAUCCUGACCCUCAAGCGCCGCUUCAUCGUAAACCCGAAUGACGCAGCAGCCAGCGGUCAGGCCAUCAACCACGUGCAGAGCGUCCGGAGACAAGUCUCUGCCAUGCUGAUCGCCACUGGCACGGCCUUCUUUCUCUGCCAGGUCUCAACACAGGUCUACGUUCUGCUCGGGAUGGUCACCAGUCUCACCGGAAUCCGGUUCUUCUCCCCACAGCAGCGCGUGGUCAUCCUCUGGAUCAACCGCAUGCUCCUGUAUGCCAACUCCACCAUCAACCCCAUCGUGUACAACGUGACCAACCAGCGCUACCGGAGUGCCUUCAACACGGCUAUAAUUCACUGCGACACCCACAUGACCACCAGACAACGAGGUAGUCGUAGGCCGUACAUGGAGAGAGGCGACACGGCACAACAGACCAUACACACCUCGCUCAUGUGAAUCUAUACACGUAAAGCUCCAAAACUCUCACCAAGUGCGUAUAGCACGGCCCAUAUUACAAAGUGCCUGAAUCCAUUUUAGGAGAACUCUCUUGGGAUUGUAUCCGACAGAAGCCAAGAACAUUCGUAUCACGAGUUGAAUCUUACAUUUUAGAUAGUGGCGGGAGUAUGUACUAUGUAUGGUUUGCAAUUACGUGUAUACUUAAACUACAUAUUAUUGAUAAGGCAGCUUACGUUUGUGUUUUGUAACACGUUGCGUUGUUGGAACCACGACACAAUAUUGAUGUUCCUAAUUACAGAGAUGUUACAAAUUAUCAGAAAGAAAAAAACAAACAAAUAUAUAUAACUAUAUUUAUGUGUACUGUGCACACAGAAAAGCUAUGGGUAACUGUGUAUUGUGACGUAUGAGUGUUUACCUAUGGAUUUUAUUUUAAUACAUGUACUACAAAACAAAAUCAAAAUCUGCUUUAUUUUGACACUAGACAGUGAACAACACAUGUCUUAAAUUAAUGUGGUUAUUUUUUUACGGUGUAAGAUAGUAUGCGCCUAAUACGUGCCUACUACAUAACAAAUUUGACAUUCCACAUUUAUAUUUCCACAUUUAACUGACAAAUAUUGAAGGUUUCAAGUGAUCAGCCGGGUUACACUUGGUCUUCUCAGGACCCAGGGCAGGGGAGAGAGACAUUCGUACCUCCCCUACCCAAGAAAAAUUCUAACCUUCUGUCGAGUUGUCCAGUUUAGUAAAAAAAAAAUUAUAAUAAUACUAAUAAUAACCUUGGCUGUAACCUGUACAUGUACUCUUGCCUUGUUGCUACAAAAGGGGACUUGCACUCGACAACUUGUGCUUUUUGUGGGUUCCCUGUAUCUCUUUGCAGUGUCAGUCUUAUGUAAUGUUUCUGUUUUUCCCUCAAAUUAUAGUAUAUCGGAAUACCAUCUAAGUGUAUGUUUGCUUUGUCUGUGCCUCACGAUGAAAUAAAGUAAAGUAUACAAAGUAAAGUAAAAAGUAAAGGUGUUUUACCCUAUAUCUCGAAUUCACCUGUGUGUGAUUUUGACUCACUAUUUAAUCAACUGAAUUCAGGACAAAGUAACAAUUGGGAAGUCUAUGACUUCUUUGGAUUCACAAUGCAGUAACUGCCAAAAAAAAUGUAUUCAAUGGAAGAAAAUAGUGCAGGAAAAGUAAGGAUCAGGUGAAUAUAUAGUUUUCGCGUCAGUGGAUAAAUAUAUGUACAGUAUUUUAAAAAGUGUAAACUUUCAUUUUACCAGAAUACAUCGCAGUCGAAAACCUGGCCGUGUUGCUUUGCCUAUUAAAGGUGAAUUCAAGAAGUUUGAGAACAAAAGAGUGUUUUUUUUUAAUAACAAAGUACAUGUAGGCGUACGUGUUUACCAUUUAUUUAUAUGAAA